GGUCCGCGAAGGGUAAACUCGCGCAUGUGCACUGGCCUUCAACCUGCAAAGAGCCAAGGCCUCUCCAUUUACACUCAGCAUUUUGCGGGUUACGUGACGCAUCAUUUUUCCCGGUUCUCGUACCACACUAUUCUAUAAACUGGGGAAGAAAGGCCCAGAAGGUGGAAGCCAUAUUCUAAGAUAUCAAAAGAUUGAAGCAAGUAAUUAAUUAAACCUCAGCUCAGAUCAGCGAGCACAAAGCCGCUGGGAGCCAUUACAUGUGCGCAGCUCCUCCCCCCCUUUUGGCGAAGCUAAGAGAUCUGACCCUUCCCGCGACCUGUCGCGCGGCUGAGCCCCCGCUGAAGGCUAGGCGGGCAGUGAGUCGCCAUGGAACCCGAUGGGACCUACGAGCCGGGCUUCGUGGGUAUUCGAUUCUGCCAGGAAUGUAACAACAUGCUUUACCCCAAGGAGGACAAGGAGAACCGCAUUCUGCUGUACGCGUGCCGGAAUUGUGAUUACCAGCAGGAAGCCGACAACAGCUGCAUCUACGUCAACAAAAUCACGCACGAAGUGGACGAACUGACCCAGAUCAUCGCUGACGUGUCCCAGGACCCCACGUUACCGCGGACCGAAGACCACCCUUGCCAAAAGUGCGGCCACAAGGAGGCGGUGUUCUUCCAGUCACACAGUGCCCGGGCCGAGGAUGCCAUGCGCUUGUAUUACGUGUGCACGGCCCCACACUGUGGCCACCGCUGGACCGAGUGAACCACUCUCCCGCUUGUGUAAUAAAUGCUGUGUUCUGUGCGUGC
Physeter macrocephalus (sperm whale) is the source of this 788-nucleotide messenger RNA. RefSeq names its product RNA polymerase II subunit I (gene POLR2I). The transcript is spliced from 6 exons. Gene Ontology annotation, molecular function: nucleic acid binding; zinc ion binding; DNA-directed RNA polymerase activity. The record is from RefSeq and is a predicted model, not a curated record. Bases 367 to 744 code for a protein of 125 amino acids. Lineage: Eukaryota; Metazoa; Chordata; Mammalia; Artiodactyla; Physeteridae. Gene Ontology annotation, cellular component: RNA polymerase II, core complex. Gene Ontology annotation, biological process: maintenance of transcriptional fidelity during transcription elongation by RNA polymerase II; transcription initiation at RNA polymerase II promoter; DNA-templated transcription.